This is a messenger RNA of Cryptomeria japonica (Japanese cedar), 1381 nucleotides long. RefSeq lists its product as uncharacterized. The record is from RefSeq and is a predicted model, not a curated record. The coding region runs from base 217 to 1023 and encodes 268 amino acids. The transcript is spliced from 5 exons. Gene Ontology annotation, molecular function: protein binding. NCBI's taxonomy places the organism in Eukaryota, Viridiplantae, Streptophyta, Pinopsida, Cupressales, Cupressaceae.
CAUAAAACUAAAAGUAAAAUGGCAUGCUGAAUGCCCAUUGCACGUUUUUACGCUCGAAGCUUCUCUGUUGUUCAAAAGCGGCUUUCUUGUUUGGAUCGUUCAUCUCCACACGCUAGCAUAUAAAUUCGCUAUCGGCCUGUAAAUUCAAGAUCGAAAACCUCGAUUCACAGAUACGUCUAAUUUCUAUCCAGUUCGCGAUUAAUUUUGCCGUUAAAAAUGGUUACAAUAGAGCCCACCUGCGACGAUGCCAACGAAAAUGUAAACGCCACCAAACCAACCACCACUGAAGAGUGUUCGAAUAAUGGAAAGCAUAACGUACAUUUGCAAACAGAGCCCAACACGAUUAAUGAUGCAGAAACCACCGGCCAUAUGGACAGCAGGGAGGGCGAAGGGUGGGAGACUGCCAGUGAAGGUGAAAAUGAAGAUGGAAUCCCUUCCGUAUCUGAGAAUUAUGAGGAUGCCAUGACAGAGGAGCAGCAGAAACAGAGGUCAUUAGAACAAGCUAGUGCUGCAAAAGCUGAAGGCAAUCGAUUGUUUGGAGCAGGGGAAUUUGAAGCGGCAUUGACGCAAUAUGCAAAUGCAUUAGAUAUUGCUCCAGAUCAUCCAAUGGCAAAUGAUAUUCGUUCAGUCUGUUAUGCCAAUCGUGGAAUUUGUUAUUACAAAUUGAAUAAAUAUGAGGAAACAAUAAAGGAGAGUACAAAAGCACUGGAUUUAAAUCCAGCUUACAUGAAGGCACUAAUUAGAAGGGCAGAGGCCCAUGAAAAACUUGAACAUUUUGAGGAGGCUAUCGCAGAUAUGAAGAAAGCACUGGAGUUGGAUGGUUCAAAUGAACAGGCAAGGAGAACAAUUAUUCGUUUAGAGCCACUAGCUGCAGAGAAGCGUGAGAAGCUUAAGGAGGAGAUGAUAGGAAAGUUAAAACAGCUGGGGGAUUCAGUCUUGGGGCGGUUUGGCAUGUCUGUUGAUAACUUUAAGGCUGUUAAAGACCCUAGUACUGGAUCAUAUUCAAUUUCAUUUCAACGCUGAUUUUGUUGACUGGAAGCGUGUUUAGGUUUUCUGUCAUUUCCAUCCCAUUUUCACAAAAUUGCUGAAAUACUAGAUUCUGUGAAGAAACUCAAUAGCUAUCAUGGAAACAGCUUCGAUUUCUCAGUUAGCUAGGUUUAUGCACUCAAUCUAUUUGCAUUGUAAAUUUGUAUAAUAUUUUUUUUCGCAUCUUAUUGUUUCUUUAUAAAUAAGCCUAAAUAAACAUGAAGUAUUCAGGAUAAGAAAUCAAAUUGCUUGGUACAAUGUUUUUGGGGAUGAAGUACAUGUCUAUUAAAAAUACAUUCGAAUAUUUAUAACAAGCAGGCAAUAAUAAUACAGGUAUUCGCAUAUGUGCAUUUAA